Molecule: messenger RNA, 3127 nt
Organism: Solea senegalensis (Senegalese sole)
Lineage: Eukaryota; Metazoa; Chordata; Actinopteri; Pleuronectiformes; Soleidae
Gene: serinc5
Product: serine incorporator 5
Exons: 12
Coding region: 178-1563 (461 amino acids)
Cellular component (GO): membrane
Source: RefSeq, a predicted model, not a curated record
AGGAGCAGAGACAGCGGUGGACAGGCUGGCAGGGAGGAGGAGGACACACGCGUUUGUUUCCCGGCCGUGUGGCGGUGAUUUCAUGCAGAGGUAGAAGAAGAAGAAAGACAGAGACAGAGAAAAAGCAGCGAGCUCGUCUUUUCUGGAGGUGGAUUUUAUUUAUUGUCCCCCGGCAGAAUGUGUACACCGUGCUGUGUCUCACAGCUGGCCUGCUGCUGUGGAUCAGCGGCCUGCUCGUGCUGCUGUAACUGCUGCCCCAAGAUAAAGCAGUCCACAGGAACCCGAGUCAUGUACGCUCUUUACUUCCUGUUGGUCACGAUCACCUGCGUCGUCAUGAUGUCCCCCACUGUGGAGCAAGUGAUGAGAGACCAUAUCCCCUUCUACAGCCAGUUGUGCGAGAAGAUGAACGCAGGAGAAAACUGCAAAACUCUGGUCGGCUACUCCGCCGUCUACAAGGUGUGCUUCGGCAUGGCCGUCUUCUUCUUACUCUUCUCUCUCUUCACCAUACGAGUCAACAACAGCACCGGCUGCAGGGCGGCCAUACACAACGGGUUCUGGUUAUUGAAGUUUAUUCUGUUGGUGGCAUGCUGCGCCGGAGGUUUCUUCCUUCCCAAAGAAGAAACCUUUCUGGAAGUGUGGCGCUACAUCGGAGCCACCGGAGGCUUCUUUUUCCUGCUGAUCCAGCUCAUGCUGCUGGUGGAGUUUGCACACCGAUGGAACACAAACUGGAGUUCAGGAGUGAAGUAUAACCGGCUGUGGUACGGCGCUCUGGCCUUGGUGACUCUGAUGCUGUUCAGUAUUGCGGUGGGAGCGGUGGUCUUCAUGGGUCUGUUCUAUACUCACCCUAACCCUGAGGCCUGUGUGCUUAAUAAAAUCUUCCUGGGCAUCAAUGGGAGCCUCUGCCUCAUCAUCUCUCUGCUGGCCAUCUCUCCGUGCAUACAGAAACUGCAGCCCACAUCAGGCCUGUUGCAGCCGGGAGUCAUCAGUGUCUACGUCAUGUACCUGACCUUCUCAGCCUUCUCCAGCAAACCAAAAGAAACGCUGAACAUAGAUGGUGUGAACACAACCGUGUGUGUGUUUCCCUUCAACGCUGGGACUGAGAGUGAUAAGAAGAUUGUGACUGCUGUGGGAACUGCUCUCCUGUUUGGAUGUGUCCUUUAUUCUUGCCUGACGUCCACCACCAGGCGCAGCUCUGCCGCGCUCAGAGUGUGCAGGAACAGUGAGCCGGAGACUGAGAGAGCACGUUGCUGUUUCUGUUUUGGAGAUGACACAGACGACUACGAUGAGGAGAAGACUGGAACAGGCCAGAACGUGGUGUAUGAUGAGAGAGAGGGAACCAUCUACAGCUACACCUACUUCCACUUUGUCUUUUUCCUGGGCUCCCUGUAUGUCAUGAUGACCGUCACCAACUGGUUUCAUUUUGAUGACCAUAAGAUUGAGAAGCUGUUGGACGGGAGCUGGUCAGUAUACUGGAUUAAGAUGGCCUCCUGUUGGGUGUGUCUCAUCCUCUACACGUGGACCCUCGUCGCCCCGAUGGUCUGCCCGAAGCGUUUUGAAGCCUAGGCGUCGCACCAGUGCUCGAGGAUUCGGGCUACUCUCGAUUCUCGGGAUGUCGGUGGGUGAAAGCUCUCACGCUGAGCCAGGGGACCACCACCACAAUUCCCUCCUGUCAUUGAAACACAACCCCACACUAGCCUCAGUGUUCAAAAAUGAAGGAUUAUCUGUUGCCUUUGUUUUAUAUGCUAGUGUUUCUUUUACAUUGUUUGACGAUAUUAAGCUGUUAAUACCUUGAUGGUAAUUUUUUUUAUAUCUAUAUAUUCUUUACUACCACGGACUUCUGGAGUUUUGUAUUACAGGUUUGAAAUCACAUGGAGAAUAAUAGGAGGUGAGUUGUGAAUCAGAAGUCUCAUCCAGUCCCUAUUGACUCUUGAUCAUUUCAAACUUGGAAGUCUACUUUCUAUGCGUUUACGUGACGUGUUACUAGUUUUCUUUGGAUUCUUACGUUUAUUCUCAUUCAUUUCAGUUCUGUACAGGUGGACCAUGAAGUUGUAGCAGCAAGGUUUUUAUUUUUUGUUUUUUUUUGGACAAAUUUAUUUCAAGUGGAGAGACUUUACACGAGGAGCUGUAUUUAUUUGUCUUAAAUAAUCGGAGAAGGAUUGAUUUAGAUUUGGCCCUGACUUUGUUUAAAAUACUCAUCUCUCAGGCUCACAUGUAAGCUGUAUAUAUUUAUGCUUCGUUAUGUUGCCCCCUCCUCUCUUUUGUAGUUUUCUAUGCAACGGGACAAGCUUUUUUUUUUCUUUCUUUUUUUUUUCAGUAAUCAGUACCCAGUGUUGUGAAGUUUCCACUUAGAUCACAAAUAUAAAUGUUUUUAUUGUGGACGCUCCCUUUGAGCCAAAUCUUUUCUUAAGAAAACCCUUCUCAACAACUCCAGGCGUCUUCAUUGUUGUGCAGGUUUCAGAGGUCUACUAAACUGCCUUUCUGGAAGAGCUGCUGCAGAGUGACACAGACGAGGACUAUGUUUGCCAAAGGUAGAAGUCAGAAAACAACACACACACCACUUCCGUUGUAUUGUUUGGUCUGUGACCGAGGCUUGUGUAGUCGGCUCAAGGUUGCGGUCAAAGUCAGGUCUCAUUAGUGCAUUAUUCAACACUGGAUGUUGAGUUUACUGCCGAAUCAAAACUCACACAAAGACAUUCAUCUCUUUUUAACAGUUUUAUUGUACUGUAAAGUAUAGUACAUUGCCAUCAGCAAGUCCUUUUUGUGUCUCUCACUCGUCAUAAAACCAGUACGUUUUCAUUUAAGUUUUAUUGUUUCCCUAAUAUGUUUUAUCAUAACUUUAACAAACCUUUUGGCUUAAGUUCUGCGACCUGUGGAAAUUUUUAUCUGAAUUACACUGUUUGUUUGUUUUUUAUUUAUAUUUCUACAUUCAGUUGACUGAAUGUGAAUGUAGAACUCGAUUGGUGCUCACAGAAGCUUUGAUGUCAAAAUAAAAAACGACAAUUAAAAAAAAAUCCUAAACGAAAACAAAACUUAAAACAAUCAAACAAAAUUGUACGUGUGGAACAUGCAUGUGGUACCAUGUCGGUCACAUUGUUCAAACUUUUAAUAAACCAUCCAUUUAACGCCA